UGAAUGCUUUGGCUGCGGCUUGAUGUUGCAUUACUCUACAGGUAGUGGCUAUAGGCACUGCCGUAGAGAUGUGUGUAUUUUCCAGCCGCAGCCAAACAAAUCAAACACAACCAGUGAACGGUGUGAAGUCUGAAUUCGGGAACCACAAUGUUAACUAGAAAUAACUGGCGAUUCUUCCAGUCUUGGUUGGAGGUUGCUCGCCAGCACAACACACUGCCACAGUGCCUCAGACGCAGAUCAUCCAGAGCCCAAUCUCUUUCACCGUUUCCACAAACUGAAAUCGUGCCACAAAUCAGAAAACUCUCCACUGCAGUGUUCUCAAGCAGCUGUGUCUUACAGUCACCGAGAUUGAAAUCGGGCCGGCUGAGAUGUGACACUGUCCUGGCAAGUCGACUGAAGACUUUGCUAUGUCGGCACGACGGCCAAAUUUAUUCUACUGUCGGAUUCAGGACAUCGCCCCCUCGUCAGGCCAUCCCUCCAUUACUUGUUCUCUUAUUUGUGAAGCCAAUUGCAAAGUUGACAGCUAUUUUAAGUGGACGUACCUUCCGAAACUGGUGGAGAGCUCUACCCCACAACAAGCGGCAGUACUUCUAUGAGUCCCUGGGCAGGCACAAGUACAAGAUCCUGGCAACGCUGCUGGGGCUGACGGGUGUCUGCUCGGUCUACUACUACAGUCACUUGCAGACAACGCCGUUCACCAACAGGAAGCGCUUCAUUGCCUUCACGGAUAGCCAGUUUAAGAAGAUUGCCGCCUCUGAGUAUGAAAAAAUGAAGUCAUUGCAUGCAGAAAAGUCUGUGCACAGUUCCCACCCGCUCUACUUGACGAUAGCCAAGCUGGUGAUAAAAAUCACCGAGGCUAACAGCGACAUUCCCGAGAUUCGAGAUCGCACCUGGACCAUACACAUCAUAGACAAGGACGUCAAGAAUGCAUUUGUCCUGCCAAAUGGGGAAAUUUUUGUCUUUGCCGGUAUCCUGAAAGCAGUGACCAAUGAAGACCAGUUGGGAGCCGUACUGGCACAUGAGAUAGCCCAUGUUGUACUCAAUCAUGCGGCAGAGCAGGUCAGCUUCACCCAGUUUGUGGACGUACUCCUUAUCGUUGUUCUUGCUGCCCUGUGGGCUUUCCUCCCCAGUGAUGGGUUAGCCGUCGUAGCCACCUGGUUCAAAAGCAAAGUUGUAGAGCUGCUACUUGAAAUGCCCUACAGCCGUAGUCUGGAGACAGAAGCGGAUCGAGUGGGUCUCAUACUUGCUGCUAAGAGCUGUUUUGACGUUCGAGAGUGCAAAGCCUUCUGGGAGCUCAUGGCCCUGCGGAGUGACGCCGGCGAGGAAGACACUGUAGACAUUGAAUGGUUGAGUACGCACCCUACCCACCAGAACAGAGCUGACAGUCUGGGUGCGCACAUGCCCGAGGUUUUGAAACUGAGGGAAGAGUGCAAGUGCCCGCCAUUGCCGGCCGUGGAUCCGUCGGCGGUUGUCGCCAAGCAGCGGCAGAUUCUCCUGGAGAAGCAGGAGAGACGAAGGAAGGAACCCCCCAGCAUCUCAGGAAUCCGCAUCACAUCCUAGAACUCGGAGCCAGGAUUCAGUUGGGGCCACAUUGUCAAACUUUCAAAGUUUAUCCAACCCUGGCAUCCCACUAAGCGCCUUCAGGUUUACCUAGCUCAUUAUCGUCCACUUUUUAUUAGCGCACGUUGUUUGCAGCAUUCAAUCAGUUGUACAAUUCCUGUGAGAUUGUCAGUACUUUCAGGAAAGAAGGACCUGCAAGAUAUUAUGCAAACAUAAGCUCACUAUCUCCACAAACUAACACACAAGUGGGUAAUUCCAGAAAUUAGGGGAGUUCAGAACACAUUUUUUAAUUUCCUAGAGUGAAUUAAUGCAAAUUACCUGUC
This is a messenger RNA of Acanthaster planci (crown-of-thorns starfish), 1883 nucleotides long. Its product is annotated as metalloendopeptidase OMA1, mitochondrial-like. Gene Ontology annotation, cellular component: mitochondrial inner membrane. Lineage: Eukaryota; Metazoa; Echinodermata; Asteroidea; Valvatida; Acanthasteridae. Gene Ontology annotation, biological process: protein quality control for misfolded or incompletely synthesized proteins; mitochondrial protein processing. The record is from RefSeq and is a predicted model, not a curated record. Gene Ontology annotation, molecular function: metalloendopeptidase activity.